Rhizoctonia solani is the source of this 531-nucleotide messenger RNA. RefSeq lists its product as uncharacterized. NCBI's taxonomy places the organism in Eukaryota, Fungi, Basidiomycota, Agaricomycetes, Cantharellales, Ceratobasidiaceae. Gene Ontology annotation, molecular function: oxidoreductase activity. Gene Ontology annotation, cellular component: mitochondrion. The record is from RefSeq and is a predicted model, not a curated record. The transcript has 3 exons. The coding region runs from base 1 to 531 and encodes 176 amino acids.
AUGUCUUUCCGGUUCCACCGUUCUAUCCCAAAUUUGUCCAUAUUCCAUAAUGUGCGAUCUCCCCACUCUGAACGUAUUCUGCACUUGCUUCGCUCCUCGCUAUCCAGUCCAUACCUUCCCAGAGCAGCAGCGGCAGCCCGAUUGGAGGCGGAACAAUCGGGAAUAUCGACUACCCCAAAGCUACCUAAACGCCCACUCGAGUUCAAUCUUGACAUAUCGACCACACCUCCAACGCCCGACCAAUAUACUACUAUGCUGGACUACCUCCGUGCACAGCCCAUUUCUGCUUCACUUUCAGCACCUCCUACGAUCUCUCGAUUCUUGGUGAAGAAUUCCGAAUCAGUUGGGGGCGUGGAAGAGUUGUCGGCGUUGGCGAGUAAAAAGCCGGAGAGUGUUAGGUGGCCGGUGGUUGUUCAUUGGGACGAUGGGUUGGUGGCCAUUGAGAAAGAGGAGGAUGUGCAUCAUAUCCUGGAGGUUAUAUACGAGACCGCGAAUGGUGGCAAGGGCCAACAGCAAGACUGGCUCACAUAA